This is a messenger RNA of Cyphellophora europaea CBS 101466, 312 nucleotides long. Its product is annotated as histone. Gene Ontology annotation, molecular function: protein heterodimerization activity; structural constituent of chromatin; DNA binding. Gene Ontology annotation, biological process: nucleosome assembly. The record is from RefSeq and is a predicted model, not a curated record. The coding region runs from base 1 to 312 and encodes 103 amino acids. The transcript has 5 exons. Gene Ontology annotation, cellular component: nucleosome. Lineage: Eukaryota; Fungi; Ascomycota; Eurotiomycetes; Chaetothyriales; Cyphellophoraceae.
AUGACUGGUCGCGGAAAAGGUGGCAAGGGCUUGGGCAAGGGUGGUGCCAAACGUCAUCGCAAGAUCUUGCGCGACAACAUCCAGGGUAUCACCAAGCCUGCUAUCCGCCGUCUCGCUCGCCGUGGCGGAGUCAAGCGAAUCAGCGCUAUGAUCUACGAAGAAACCCGUGGUGUUCUCAAGUCGUUCCUCGAGUCCGUCAUCCGUGACGCUGUCACCUACACUGAGCACGCCAAGCGCAAGACUGUCACCUCCCUCGACGUUGUCUAUGCUCUCAAGCGCCAGGGCCGUACUCUUUACGGGUUCGGUGGCUAG